AUGGGCAUUUCUCUGGUCCUCGAGAGGAAGACGACCCCGUCGGCGGCGGCGCCGCGGCAUCAGGAGCAGGACAUGGAGUACUGGAGAAGCUCGCCGAGGACGGGCUUCUCCAAGACGGGCAACGUGGUGGCGCGUCUGAUGGGGCUCGACCAGAUCCCCGAACCGACCCCCUCUCGCAGUUCCGACGGCUACAGCAGCCAAGAACAGCUCUCGUCCCUUCGAGUGGCGACGUUCCACAAGCAACGGAGGGAGACCGCCGCCGUUACGCCGCCGCCGCUGAGGCACCCGUUGCGGCCGAGGAACUGCGACUUCCUGGUGGCGCCGCCGGAGGACGCCAGGCACGGCACCCGCUCCCUGCCGGACACGCCGAGAAUGUCGUCGGCGAGGAAGUCCUGGGACGCCGACCCGAGGCUCUCGCUCCAGCUCUCCUUCAAGGAGAACGUUGCCUUCGCUCUGGGGGAGGGCAACGCUUCCUUUCUGUCCCCUUCAUCUCUGUCGGCCAAGUCCAAGAGGAGGAUCUCCAGGCUGCAGCAGGACGAGAACAGGAGCCCCAGGCAGUACGCCAGCGAUAUCAUGAAGCAGGUGAAGGAGAGCGUCACCCGGAGAAUCGCCGGCAGGAGCUUCGAGGAUCCCCCGGCGGGAUCGACCGGACAGAAGACGAAAGCCUUCUGCCACGAGAAUGGGAGACAGAUCUGCUCUUCCACUGCACCACCUUCGUGUUCUCCUCGUCUCCGAGCCCUCGACUCGCCCAAGAACAAGCCCGCUUCUCCGGCUCCUCCUCCUCCGCCGCCGCCUCUUCCUCUCUGCCGUCCCUCCUCCCCGCACCCGCAGCGCAUGGACAGAGAAGUGGCGAAAGCGGCCUCCGGCAAGAGCAGGAAGCCCAGAUCCGAAUGGUUCAUGGAGAAGAUGAGGAAGUCCCCGGCUGUAGCAGCUCGCGAAGAAUCCUUUCUCUCGCCGCCGUCGUCGCCGCAGCCCCGGAAGAAAUGCCGGUCUUCCUCCCCGGCCUUCGUCCCCGGCAUCCGAAAGGAGGCACUCACUUUCACCUCUCUCUCACCGCCACCGUCGCCGUCGCCGUCGCAGCAAACCAGCGCACCGGCGGCGCCGCGGCUGCGGCACACCAGGGGCCAGUUACGCAUCUCCGACGAUGGCGACAGCCGGGCUCGGAGGAGUAGUAACUCCUCAGUGCUAGGCCCUGAGGAGUACCUCUACGUCAGAUGCGUCCUGGGGAGAACUGGAGUUCAGAGCCACACGCCGCUGUCCUCCGCCGCCGCCAGGUGGUACUCCCCGUCCCACCCGGUGGAUCCUAUCGUGUUUCAUCAGCUAGAAAGGUCGUUCAACAGGUCCUCCGGCUCCCUGCGGCAGCGCUGCAACCGGAAGCUCCUCUUCCACCUCGUGGACGAGGUACUGGCGGAGCUUCUCUGGCAGCCGCGAGAACCAUGGCGGCGGCGUAUCACCGACGGCGAGUCCCUCAUGCAGAGCGUGUGGUCGCGGAUACGGAACUUCUCAGCCGCCAGUUGCCGGGCGGCGCCGCCGGACGUGGACGCCCUCGUUGAGGCGGACCUCCCCGCCGUCAACGUGCGGCGGCUCCUGCUGCACCCCGCCGUGUCCCAGGAAGCCGAGUCCGUCGCCGUCGAGUUGGGGACGUCCAUCCUUGAUUCGCUCGUUGCUGAGGCCGCCGCCGCCUUGCUGACGCCAUCACAGAGUCGGAUCGGCUCGGCCCACGAGGGUCAGCGGCUCACAUGA
This is a messenger RNA of Spirodela intermedia, 1743 nucleotides long. The record is from the annotation of a GenBank genome assembly. Lineage: Eukaryota; Viridiplantae; Streptophyta; Magnoliopsida; Alismatales; Araceae.